This is a messenger RNA of Klebsormidium nitens, 1938 nucleotides long. Lineage: Eukaryota; Viridiplantae; Streptophyta; Klebsormidiophyceae; Klebsormidiales; Klebsormidiaceae. The record is from the annotation of a GenBank genome assembly.
CUGAGCAGGACUCCAGACUCCGGCCCAUUGCGAUUCCUGGCAACUUCCUCCGCUCUGCUCUGCUCUGGCGGGUUGGAAAUGUUUCGCACACGUUAGUAAGUCUUAAGUAAUAUAUGACAUGGAAUGUAUCCAGCGAUCCGACGAUUCCGGCUAGCUCUUGUAUAGCUGCAUCUCAAAAUCACAUCUCAUCAUCAAGUUUCAGGUAGGUUAGUCAUAGGCGCCCUGCAGGUUUCUAAGCUGUAGAAGAUUUCAGCAGGUUUGGGCUCCACAACUUAGAUUCUAUGCAAGCUGUGCUAUGUAUUGAUGGGUCUCCGACAAGCUAUGAUUGCCCUUUGCAGUUGAUUGUGCACCGUUCGCCCGUUAUUUUCACCCAGGUUCCAAUGAGCUAGCUGCGCAACUUUUACUCUCAAGUAAUUUUAGAUCUAGGCAGUCAAGCUGUAUUCCGUAUUUGGUUCGUGCAUCCCAAACCCCCAAACCCCCUCAGCGCCCCUCACAUCUGCAAUCCUGGGGCUCUUUGCGGGGAUCACCUGGCCCCCAUUCAUGGGAGGGUCAGGUUCUAAGCUUGAGAAGGCGCUCGGUGAGGCGUUUCCUGAGGGGGAGCACUACUUUGGGCUGGAGAACUUUGGGAACACAUGCUAUUGCAAUAGUGUGCUACAGGCCCUGUAUUUCUGUGCCCCUUUUCGAGAGAAGCUGCUCAAGUAUGCCGCCAAAAUCCCCAAGCCAGUUCCGGAGCCUGAUGAGACUCUCCUGAGCAGCCUGGCUGACCUCUUUUCACAGAUCAGCACGCAGAAGAAGAAGACGGGCGUGAUUGCGCCCAAGCGCUUUGUGCAGCGGCUCAAGAAGCAGAACGAGCUCUUCCGCAGCUACAUGCACCAGGAUGCGCACGAGUUCCUCAACUUUCUGCUCAACGAGCUCGCGGAAAACCUCGAGAAGGAGGAGAAAGCCCCGCGGGAGAGCGAGGCGCCGACGCCCAGCACGAGUGGGGGACAUGGAGAGGGGGAAGAGUUUGGGAAAGCGAACGGGCACGUGAAUGGGUUGGAGAACGGGGUGGCGGAGGGCACGAAGAGCGGGGCGCAGGGCAGGCAAGCAAAGACGUGGGUGCACGAGAUUUUCCAGGGCUUGGUGACGAACGAGACGCGGUGCCUGUGCUGCGAGACGCUGACGUCACGCGACGAAACGUUCUUCGACCUGAGCCUGGACAUCGAGCAGAACAGCAGUAUCACCAGCUGCCUCCGCAACUUCAGCUCUACGGAGACGCUCAACGCCGAGAACAAGUUCUUUUGCGACAAGUGCUGCAGUCUGCAGGAGGCCCAGAAACGGAUGAAGAUUAAGGCGGCGCCGCAGAUUCUGGCGCUGCACCUGAAGCGCUUCAAGUACAUCGAACAGCUGGGCCGCCACAAGAAGCUCAUGUACCGGGUCGUCUUCCCGCUCGAGCUGCGCCUCUGCAACACCGUCGAGGGGGGGGAUGGCGCUGAAGCGGAGUACUCGUUGUUUGGCGUAGUGGUGCAUGUGGGGAGCGGCCCCAAUCACGGGCACUACGUCAGCCUUGUAAAGAGCCACAGCCAUUGGCUGUUCUUUGAUGACGAAUCCGUGGAACCAAUCGACGAGUCUAUGGUCCAGAGCUUCUUCGGUUCCACACAGGAGUACUCUAAUAAUACCGAUCAUGGGUAUAUACUUUUCUACGAGAUGACGCGGCCGGAGAGUAGCACACUCCCGCGGCGCUCAAGCGAACAGUCAUAGCAUUGGAGUCUGGGCCGGUAUAUGAUAUCAGACCUUUUCAAAGUACAGCGUCUGUAAAGAAAGGUCCAUGUUGUCCAACCUGAGGCGAAUCAAUCAGUCCUACUAAAUACUUAUGUUGAACAUGGUAUAAGUUGAUCAUGGCUUAGUAAAAGCUUUUCCUCUGAGUUUGUGUCGUUUUGCUGGCGGCAUUCUUCAUUG